CCGGUGUGUUCCUCGUCCCGAGCCGUCGCGACGGCUGAGGGACGACGGAGCGUUUCAGUAGUAAACACCAGUUGGCGUAAGGCAGUGUCGGAUGGAUGUCAUCGUUCUGCGGUCGCUAUCACGAUACGUGGUGUGUGUACGAUCAGGUGAUGAUGUGUGUACGCUAGCCGCGUGUGUAUCUAUGUUCUUCCCUUAAGAAACUCGCACGAGCAUUCGUGCGUUCGUGCGUGCGUACGUGCGUGCGUGCGUUUGUCCAGAAGCUUAUUUGCCCUCGUGCUUCAGAGUGGUCGUGACACCGCGUUGUUUUAUUCGUAGCAUUGCCCAAUUACGUUCAUCGAAAGUGCACUUUUACAUUUUAUUACUUUUGCAUAUUAUAACUCGACGUUGCGUCUGUUUUCUUUGGUUCUGGUGUCGUUCACCGAGGCGUCUGGUCGCCCCACCGUCCCCGCUUCCUGUCCAUCCGGCGUGAAGGCAAAGUGGAGGCUGAGAUUAGAAGUAAUAGCGUGGUUAACAGGUGGAAAAGGGUUGAAGUUCGCGGAAUACCACCACGCGUCACGCAGGGGUGGUGGGUCUAUGGGGGGCUCCGCCCCAGCGGCCCCCCGGCUCCAGUCCAAACGGAAACUGCCGGAACGGCGCUAUCCUGGCAAGGUCCAAGACCGCUCCGCUUCCGGUACCACCGUCAAAACGGAUGAAGAGCCCCUCCAACAUCAUGAGGCAGUCUAGCCUCACCAAGCUUGGCUCCAUGAUCAAUACCGCUGUGAACAAGAGAGUCGGCAAUGGUGACAUACAGUGGUGUUUCUCACAGGUGAAAGGAACAUUGGAAGACGAUGUCACUGAAGCUGAUAUAAUCUCAUGUGUUGAAUUCAACCAUGAUGGUGAUCUUCUUGCAACAGGAGAUAAAGGUGGUCGGGUUGUUAUUUUUCAGAGGGACCCUGUUAGUAAAAAUAGUAUACCCCGAAGAGGUGAAUACAAUGUAUACAGCACCUUUCAAAGUCAUGAACCUGAAUUCGAUUACCUGAAAUCAUUAGAGAUAGAAGAAAAAAUUAACAAAAUUAGGUGGUUAAAAAGGAAAAAUCCAGCACAUUUUUUACUUUCCACAAAUGAUAAAACAAUUAAAUUGUGGAAAGUCAGUGAACGAGAUAAAAGAGUAGAAGGUUAUAAUACAAAAGAAGAGAAUGGUACAAUUCGUGAUCCUGCUUGUAUCACUUCCUUGAGGGUACCAACUAUAAAACCAAUGGAGUUGAUGGUAGAAGCAUCUCCAAGGAGAAUAUUUGCCAAUGCGCACACCUAUCAUAUAAACAGUAUAAGUGUUAACAGUGAUCAGGAAACAUACCUCAGUGCUGAUGAUCUUAGAAUUAACCUUUGGCACCUUGAAAUUACAGAUCAGAGUUUUAAUAUAGUAGACAUUAAGCCAACUAAUAUGGAGGAAUUAACGGAAGUAAUAACUGCCGCGGAAUUUCAUCCGGCAGAAUGUAAUGUCUUGGUAUAUAGUAGUAGCAAAGGAACAAUUAGACUCUGUGACAUGAGAUCUGCUGCGCUUUGUGACCAACAUAGUAAGCUCUUUGAAGAACCUGAAGAUCCAACAAAUAGAAGUUUCUUCUCUGAAAUAAUUUCGAGUAUAAGCGACGUAAAACUUAGUAAUUCGGGGAGAUAUAUGAUCAGUAGAGACUACCUCAGUGUGAAAGUGUGGGAUUUACAAAUGGAAACAAAACCCAUUGAAUGUUACCCUGUACAUGAAUACCUAAGAUCAAAGUUAUGUUCAUUAUACGAAAAUGAUUGUAUCUUUGACAAAUUCGAGUGUUGCUGGAGUGGUAAUGAUUCUGCUAUUAUGACUGGAUCGUAUAAUAAUUUCUUCAGAGUAUUUGAUCGUGCAACCAAACGUGAUCUCACAUUGGAAGCAGCACGUGACAUUGCCAAACCAAAAACACUUUUAAAACCACGUAAAGUUUGUACUGGUGGUAAACGUAAAAAAGAUGAAAUUAGCGUCGACUGCCUUGAUUUCAAUAAAAAGAUACUACAUACUGCUUGGCAUCCAUCUGAAAAUGUGGUAGCUGUUGCUGCUACGAAUAAUCUCUUCCUAUUUCAAGACAAACUCUAGCACAUCUGUAUGCAAAUCGCUUUUCAUUUUUUUAGAUCAUUCAACGGUAUAUAUUGACGUGAGCAAGACACGUUCAACCGAAAAAUCCCAAUGGAACAAAGGAUAACUGAAUCAUACUGACGAAAGUCGACUAUUAAUAUGUUAAUGGUUGACUGACCGAAAAGUGGUGUACGUAGCGCCGUCCACACAUAAGCUCACAUAUUCAUACACACUAUGUAUACACAAAACAUACAGAAUUGCACGUAACACCUUGUCGCGCGUAUAUAUUGUAUAUAAAUGCAUGCAAGCAAAAAUAUAUGCAUAGCUCUCCAAACUAUUGAAUUCCGCUAGUUCAAAUAAAAUGCACGUGGAAUCAUUGCUCAUUGACAAAGAAAAAUGUACAGUUCAAUCAAUCAAGAGACUCGUGUUGGCGUUUAUUAUUGAAAUAUUUUAAUAGAAGAUUAAUAUAUUCAGUUCGCUUGUAUCAUAGAAAUUUUGACACCGUACAAUUUAAAGUGCUUUUUAACAUAGGUGAUUUUUCUACGUAUGGAAUGGUAUCUGUAAAAAAAAACUGCAUCAGUAGGACCAAUUGCAUAGAAUUAAAAAGUAUCUAUCGCUAGGUGCGAUAAAUACUUACUAUCCUCAGUAUAUGUGCGUUGCAUAUAAUACCUUUGCUUAAUAAAUUAUUUGCCAAGUAAAAUGCCUAGACAUGCAAAAUUAAAAGUAGGGAUGAUUAUAUGUGCCAAUGUGAUUAAUCUGUAGCUUGUUAUUAUUUUAUUCUUAAUUCAGUAUUGUUUUUCGUAAUUUUUCAUAACAAUCGUGUGUUUUCGAUAGAUAAUUAAGUCUUUCGUUAGAAAAUUAAUUUUUUCGUAUCGAAAACUGUAUCCUCCGUUUAUCAAAUUUGUUGCUGAUUCCAGAGUAAAAAUAUAAUAUUUUGAUAACUAUUGAUAAUUGCAUUUAAAGUAUGCUAGCAAUUACCAUUAUGAAAAAAGCCAAACUUUUAAUUAUUUUAAUUAGUCGUUUGUUACCAUUAGGGAGUAAAAAAUAAUAUUAAAUAAUGGGCCUAUAUUCUCGUGUCUUUAUUUCUCAAGUAAAAUAUAUUACUAAAUAUUCCUAUCAUGGCACGUUAAAAGAUAAAUACUCGCCGAUACGAGUCAAAGUGUGAAAAGACAAAAUAAAAUUCACCAUCUAGUAAAAGUUGGAAGAAAAAUAAACAUGAAUGCAUUGCAUACAUUGAACAAUAAAGAGUAUGGAUGUAAAGCACCAUUCGUCAGUUGCCGCUUUCUAAUAAUAAUAAUAAAGAAAAGGACUCGGUCAAGAAAUAUAAAGAACUUAUGGUAACUAUAAGCGAAAUACGGAUUUUCUAAUAUUUCUUAUUGACAACUUAUUAACACUUAUACACUUACACAUAUAAGCAGCGAUUUCGUACACGAAUAAAAAUAAAAUUAAAAAGUGCAUUUGACGAUGGUAAGCUGCGCUUGCAGAAUUAAUUAAAUAUGUGCUGAGUAACAUAUAUUAGCGGAAUAUAACGUCAACAUUCGUGAAAUCUGUAGAAGUAAAAUUCGGACGGAAUCAUACGUGAUUGAAACAUACGCGCGGAUUAUCAAUUCAAGGUGAAUAAAAUCUACCAAUGAAAAACAACAAUAGCGAAAGUUGUUUGUAACGACACAUACCUUACAUCGAUGACUUAAAUCGUACAUGAUCGAGAAUUAAAAUUAAUAAUUUUCACGUGUACAAAUAACAAUUCUUGAAUCAUAGACAAAUAAACGACUUUCGAGGUUUCCUAAUAAUACAAGCAAUCAUAUAGUUUUGUAAAGAAAGAAAUAUAUGAUUGCUGUGUUAAAACAAUCGUAGAAGAUUCAUUUUAACACAUGAAUCGUUCUUAAUUUCUAUUUAAUUCUCUGAAAGAUCUGCUAUAUGGCCAAAAAUAGACACACGUGAUAUAAAAACACUAUUUUAAAUUAUGCGCUUCGAAUUGUUUCAACUAAUCACGUUCUUAUUCACGUAAUGUAAUAUUUAAGAAUAAGUUUUAAGGAAAUUAAUUAGGUAUUUUAUGCGUUAAAUUUCAAAAUUCGAUUUAAUUAAAAAAAAAAAAAAGAGGCAUUACUACACAUUAUUGCGUUUCCUGCAAUGUAGCUUUCAUACGUGUUAUUUUAUUAAAAAAAUUUUUAAAUGGUACAAAAAAAAAGAAAUACGUUUGAUAUGGUAUGAUUUAAGAAAUUUAAUUCUGUUAAUUCCACAUUUACGCGAAUGCACUAACAAGAGAGAGAAAGAAAAUCCGCUUUCGACUAAUCGUGCAAUGCAUGAAACGUAAUAAUUGUUUGUCACGCCAGGAUUAUUACUCAGUAUCUUUGUAAUGACUUUGAUAUUUAGGCAAUUGUGUACCCACGGAGAUAGGAGACGAAAAGACGCACGAAUAAA
Molecule: messenger RNA, 4498 nt
Organism: Frieseomelitta varia
Lineage: Eukaryota; Metazoa; Arthropoda; Insecta; Hymenoptera; Apidae
Gene: tws
Product: protein phosphatase PP2A 55 kDa regulatory subunit
Exons: 10
Coding region: 689-2098 (469 amino acids)
Biological process (GO): peptidyl-serine dephosphorylation
Cellular component (GO): cytosol; protein phosphatase type 2A complex
Molecular function (GO): protein binding; protein phosphatase regulator activity
Source: RefSeq, a predicted model, not a curated record